Messenger RNA from Spea bombifrons (plains spadefoot toad), 1635 nucleotides. It is a transcript of the gene LUZP2, whose product is annotated as leucine zipper protein 2. The transcript is spliced from 12 exons. The coding region runs from base 263 to 1288 and encodes 341 amino acids. NCBI's taxonomy places the organism in Eukaryota, Metazoa, Chordata, Amphibia, Anura, Pelobatidae. The record is from RefSeq and is a predicted model, not a curated record.
GUGUUGAAUAAUCACAGACUAUCAGGCAGGAGCCUUGCAGCAGCAGCAGGUCCAUAGCCUGUGACAUCACACUUGGAGCUCAGAUCCAGCUCAGAGUUGCUUUCAUUAGCAAGUCUGUGGGUCUCUCUUGCAUUUGCCAGAUCUGUGGUAUCUUUUGUACUGGAUCAUCCUGCUUUGAGGAAGGGCUACUUCAAAACCAGGAGAGGCUGGGUGGAAAACAAUCUUACAAUACACAACAAGCACAGACCAGGAAAGCUGCAGUAUGAAAUCCAUCUCUGCUUGCUACUUAUCCCUGUUUGUUCUGAUGCCUGCACUGGUUUCCAGUACCAGACAGGGCUAUGGCAACUUGGAAAAACAACUGAAAGAGGUGUUUAUGGAAAGAAGCAGCAUUCUCCACCAACUUUCCAAAACAUCAAAAGAACUGGAAGGCAUCAAAGGGAAUAUUCAGACACUGAAAAGCAAUGAAGCCUCAUCUAAAAGUGAUAUGCAAAAGCUUCUGGAGUUAGAAGAAAAACAAAGGAAAGAAAUGAAAUCCCUGCAGGACGCGUUUACAAAGCAGCUUAAUGAGGUGACUGAAAAGGCUGAGCAGCAGCAGGCCACAAUUAAUUUCCUCAAGACUGAGAUGGAAAGAAAAAGUAAAAUGAUCAGAGAUCUUCAAAAUGAGAAUAAAAGCCUCAAAAACAAACUGUUAUCAGGAAAUAAGCUCUGCGGACUUCGUGCUGAAGAGUCAAAGCGGAUACAAGCCCAAUUGAAAGAGCUCCGGUAUGGGAAGAAAGAUUUAGUUUCCAAGGCACAAAUACUAACUGAUCUGGAGCAAAAACUGACUGUGGCAAAAGAUGAGAUGGAAAAGGCUUCCCUUGAUAAUGAGUCACAACUGAAAGCUUUGAAGGAGACAGUACAGGUCUGCUUAUCUUCUGUCCUGCACAAUCAGCCUCCCACCAAGAAUAUAAUUCCAUCAAAACCCAGAGAGCGGACAAUAUCUUUAGCUUCGAGAGUGCCAUUUCAAACAACAGAGAACCAAAGGAGUAUAUCAUUAAAUGUAAGCACAACUAACAGUGAGCUAACAAUGAAAGAACCCCAUCAGCAACCCAAGAAUUGUGACUCCCACAAAGCUGGAGAAAUAUGUAGGAUACAUCACAACAACUCAACGGUAAAUCAGAAUGUCAAAUUGGAACCAAAUAUCCAGCAACUUCAUGGGCCACCGUGGAUAAAACCUGAAGAUAUAAAGACAACAAAUGAACAAAGAAAUAACAAUGGAAAUGAGAAUAUUACGGAAAAGUCACUGUAAAAGGAAUUGUUAAAAAAAAACUUUAAAGUUUGCAGGCAUCUUCAGUUUCUUUUGAGUCCAAAAAGCAUGAAGAUGUGCUAGGUUUCUAAAGCAUGUUAUUUGUAUUGUUUUGGGUUUGUUUUCUAUUUUUCCUUCAUUUUCACUAAAUUAUGAAUGUUUGUAAAUUAGUCUCCAAAAUAAAUUCAGAUGAAAAUAGAUUUGUUAAUAGGUUUUUAGCAAUAAUUAAAUGAAACACAUGGGUGUAUGAUGAAAUGCUUUGUAAGAUAGUGGCUACUUUUGACACGUGACACUAGAUUGUUUUAUGGGUUUUUUUUUUUUGCUUAUAAUAAAUUUAUUUGUUUUCUACA